CAUUUCAGAAAUGGCGGCUCAGCUGGGCGGUAUGUUCUCCGGGCAGCCACCGGGGCCCCCGCCACCCCCGCCGGGACUCCCGGGCCAGGCUUCGCUGCUUCAGGCCGCGCCAGGUGCCCCGAGAUCUUCUCCGAGUACCUUGGUGGAUGAGUUGGAGUCAUCUUUCGAGGCUUGCUUUGCUUCUUUAGUGAGUCAGGACUAUGUCAAUGGCACGGAUCAGGAAGAAAUUCGAACCGGUGUUGAUCAGUGUAUCCAGAAAUUUCUGGAUAUUGCGAGACAGACAGAGUGUUUUUUCCUACAGAAAAGAUUGCAGUUAUCUGUCCAGAAACCAGAGCAAGUUAUCAAAGAGGAUGUCUCGGAACUAAGGAACGAGCUACAGCGGAAGGAUGCUCUGGUCCAGAAGCACGUGACCAAGCUCCGGCAUUGGCAGCAGGUGCUGGAGGACAUCAGCGCGCAGCGUAAAAAGCCAGCUGAUGUCCCGCAGGGCUCGCUGGCCUACCUGGAGCAGGCUUCUGCUAACAUCCCUGCACCUAUGAAGCAAACCUGAGUUAGAGCCGGCCUGAACCGGGCUACUGUAUGAGUCAGCCUAAGCCCAGGGUUUUUGCCAACACCACUUACUGAGGACAGUUCGU
Rhinolophus ferrumequinum (greater horseshoe bat) is the source of this 632-nucleotide messenger RNA. Its product is annotated as mediator of RNA polymerase II transcription subunit 28-like. NCBI's taxonomy places the organism in Eukaryota, Metazoa, Chordata, Mammalia, Chiroptera, Rhinolophidae. The record is from RefSeq and is a predicted model, not a curated record. Gene Ontology annotation, cellular component: mediator complex. The transcript has a single exon. Bases 11 to 547 code for a protein of 178 amino acids.